UAGUGGUGGUUAAGUCAACAUUAGACGUCACACAUAUACUGAUAACAGACCCCGAUACAAACAAGAUGGCGUUGUGUAACAUGGCCUCGCAUUACAUUUUCCUCGUUGUUCUGGUUUCCUCUUCUGUCCAUGGAAUGGACUGGUCACAGUUGUUUACCAAUUGGAUGCCAUUUAGACCCCAUACCUGUCCCGCCAUGGAUUUGGGCUCGAAUGAACAGUAUACGCUGGUCCAGACUAAUGGCACCAAGUGUAGUUCCUCUCUACAGAACAGGUGCUCCCUUUAUCGACAUAACGUCAAGCACAAGAGGAGUCGAUUCUUCAUGUCUACAACUUACAAGGGACCCUGCUCCUCUGUCAAUGCCACAACAUGUACCAACUUCGAAUGUAAACGGUCGUGUGUAGCUGGAUACCAUCGGACUUCGGACGGCAAGUGUGUCAACACAGUAACACUUCAUUGCUUCAAUGGCGGAUCACCCAAUUAUAACUUGACGAAAUGUGUGUGUUCCGCCAACUUCACGGGCGAUCAGUGUGACAUCCCUAUCUGCAGUCCUGGCUGUCGGAACGGUGGAGUUUGUUCCCUACCUCCCGAUUCCAGGUGUUUCUGUCCAAACUACCUGACGGGGACCACGUGCGAAACACCCGUCUGUGGAUCUGGCUGCAGGAAUGGAGGAGAGUGUGUCUUCACAGGCACGACUUCCGAGUGUCUCUGUCGUUCGGGAUACAUAGGGUCCAAAUGUCAAUUUAAGACGACGGAAAGUCUACCUGUGCCUGUAUGUGAUGCAAGUGACAACAUUGACAAUGCCACCAGCUGCAUAUUCAAUGAACAAUGCGAUGAGGGAGCGCACUGCUGUAUUAUGUCUCCAGGGAAUAUUUUCGGGUAUUGCUCCAUGCCCUCGAACAAUGUCACAUGCAUUCACCAAGACGGAGCGGAAGUGGCCGUGAAUGAAAUAUAUAACAGUGUACGCAACUGUGAAGCCUGCGUCUGUAAAUCGCCAACAAACACUUCCGCCGAACAUGGCGAUAUCGAUUGCAUAUCAGCCGGAUGUUCUAGUGACUUCCUGUCUAACCCGUACUGCUGUCCUAAUACAACAGAUAACAAACCCUGCCCACCUCCCGUCAUCAGUGGUUGUCCUCGUAAAGGAGAGAUAAUUAAUGUGGAUACGUCACCAUACCAAAACAGUGCUCUUCUCAUUAACACGUUCGAAGCGCAUGACUGCCUGGGGAACUCUUUACCCGUCGAUUUGAACCAAGUCUUUUUCUCAGCUUGUGAGUGCGACAGCCUGAAUAUUCACUCUGUAAGAGCAACUUCCCAGCAGGACUUUAACGGUCGACAGGGAACGUGUGACUUCCGGGUUGUAGUCAGAGAUAUGGCAUCCCCAGUUUUCAUAACGUGUCCGGCUACAAUGUAUGUCCGUCAAGGGGAGACAGUCAGCUGGGCCAAACCGGAAGUGGUGGACAAUGUGGGAAUAAGGCAAAUAUAUCUCGACAACUCUCGAAUAAAAAAUAACAGCAUGGUCAUCAACCAGGGGAUACAUUUCCUCCAUUACACAGCCAUCGACUGGCAGGGCAACAAGGCCUACUGUCGCUUUCGGAUACACGUCUACAAAGCCGAUACAGACGAGUCUAAUUACCCUCCCCAGCUGAGAGAAAGGAAGAAACAUGUGUCGCCUGUAAUCAUUGCCGGUUCUGUCGUUGGUGUGCUAUGCUUCACCCUGAUUGCCCUCGUGAUAGCCAUGGUGAGAGUUUGUCGUAUUCGCAACAGACGUCUUAGGGGAGCUCAACAACGGCAGCGAGUGCAACAGACCUCUAACGAUAUAUACAGCAUUUACACCUCCGAUCCUCCACCGUACGAAGUUGCCGCCAAACAUAAACUGCCCGAAUACAGCGUCUCGGACAACCCUCCCAAGUAUGAUGACAUCUCCAAGGAAGCAUACAGCAACCCUUCCUACACCUCAACCGAGGACGUCGCUGGGUCAUCGGAGGGCAUGCGCAGUGAAAGGAGAGCUACGAGCAGCAAACGUGUCACGGUUGUGUGAACAUAAUAAUGAAAUUGUGUUCAUUGAGUGACUAUACAGAUAUUUGUUUUUAUUGUUUUAACCUUCGGUGUAUUAUUGCAUUGUUAGUUUGUUGGGAUUCAUCAUUGUUCUGACGAAUUGUCGUGUGUAGAUCCACGAUGGCCUGCUAAAACGUAAACCACGGACUUAAAUCACAUAUAUUAUUGUUACUGUCACUAAAUAUAUGUGAGAGCACGGUGUGCGAUAUCGACAAGCAGAGAAUAGUAUAGAAUUAUAUACCCUUUGAAAAAAGAAAAGCUUACUGCUUUAAUGUAUAUAUACUAAUCAAAGAAUUAUCUGUAAAUGUUUCAUACACAUGUAGACACCUUCGCGAUCAAAGUAGUAUUUAUUGUAUUGGCUAGAGGUGCCGACAGGGGUUCAUAUGGAUAUUGGUACUGUGGUUGAACGAAACAGAUAAUUGUUUGUAAAAUGAAUUAUAUACAUACUCAAAUUUGCCUUCGCACAUAAUCAACAAUGUAAUAUGAUUACAAAGGUUUCGAGAUAUGAUAUAGGAUAAUUGCUAAUGACAAUGAUCCUUUUUUAUCGAGAUAAAUACGUCAAUUGUUGUAAAUUAUAUUGUUGUCCAUGUUUGUUCAUUGUAAUGUUUCAUGUGUGUUUGAAUCAACUGAUUUCACAUAUUAAAUAUGUUCGUAUGAUUCGUUUAUUGUUCAGUAGUUAUAUGUGAAAUAUCAUAACAUGUACCGCUUUUACACAAUGACAAGUUUUACUGUCUUCCUCGUUGAGAAAAUCGACUUCAGUAUUGACGUGAGACAGAAUAACUUCCUGUUCUAUAUGUAAUGUCAGCCAGUGUUUGUUCAAAUGUUUUACAUUUCAGUAAGAAGGGUGUUAUGAUAUGUUUUUCCAAAAAUAACAACAGUUCCUUUAUAUAUUUGAUAAGAGAUGUUGAAUAUUAUUCUUUAUUAUAUGACGUUAUAUAAACAUAAGAAAUCGGUUUUAACAAAAACAUCAUUUCAGCUUCACCUUCUAUGAGAGUUAAUAUAAACUUUGUAAAAAAAACUCACAAAUUCACUUAACAUUAAAACUAAAGUAUUUUCGGCUAAACUUGGAUAAAAUAAUAACGUUAUUUUAAAGACUAUAAAAAGCAUCAUACAAAUACAUGUUACCAUACAGCUACAAAUAAAUCAGUUGUCAAACUUUUAAGAUACAAUCAGCUGUGUAUGUUGUACGUUUAUCUCACACAGCCGCUAUCUAUAACUAAAUCGAAAAAUGCUAGGGUAAAUCUUGUCACCCUAUUACGAUUUCUUAAAAUUUCAAA
Mizuhopecten yessoensis (Yesso scallop) is the source of this 3330-nucleotide messenger RNA. Its product is annotated as neurogenic locus notch homolog protein 1-like. The coding region runs from base 66 to 2036 and encodes 656 amino acids. The transcript has 12 exons. The record is from RefSeq and is a predicted model, not a curated record. Lineage: Eukaryota; Metazoa; Mollusca; Bivalvia; Pectinida; Pectinidae.